Ceraceosorus guamensis is the source of this 3071-nucleotide messenger RNA. RefSeq lists its product as hypothetical. Gene Ontology annotation, molecular function: glucosaminyl-phosphatidylinositol O-acyltransferase activity. The record is from RefSeq and is a predicted model, not a curated record. Bases 313 to 2607 code for a protein of 764 amino acids. The transcript has 8 exons. Gene Ontology annotation, biological process: GPI anchor biosynthetic process; protein localization to plasma membrane. Gene Ontology annotation, cellular component: membrane; endoplasmic reticulum. Lineage: Eukaryota; Fungi; Basidiomycota; Exobasidiomycetes; Ceraceosorales; Ceraceosoraceae.
GCAGACGUGUUGUUGAAUGGACGAGAAUCACCACACAAACAACUCAGACUCUGACUGUUCAAAGUGGUAAUUCGGAAAGAAAGAAACACGCUUCAAGACCUGUACGCACCUCGGCAACUUCACAAUCUCGCACCAACGACGCUCACGUCCAACACUCACACUCGUGGCCCUGGACUAGCGGCUCGCACUUUUCCGCUUGCAUGGGCCCUGCGCAAGACUUUGCCUCUGACUUUUUGCUCUAGCCCUUGCGGCCCACAUCCCCUUCAACUAGCUUCUGCCCGCUCACCCCCUCUUGUUAGGUUCGGAGUCAGCAUGGGCCUCACUUCGGACGAGUACCGCACGUUGAAAGAGUCUUCGGUCACUGGCCUCACCGGCUCGAGCUUGACGCGCAUCAACCUCAUCAGUCUCACUGCCCUUACGACUUACGCCCUGUGGGCUGCCUUGCGACUCAAAAGACCUCGCUUGUUGGACAGCGCGCUUCUUCAAUUUGCCCUGCUGGUGCUGCCGCUCUUGCUGUCUUGCACCCUUUUUUCAUCCGCAGCUGCAUCAUCGCUCUUCAACGCAGCUCUCUCCCUCGCCUGCCUUGGCGUGCUUCGACUGCGGGCGCAAGUCAGCGCAGUUGCUCGCGAUGCCUCCUCAGCAAAGGCCAGAGCAGCCCAAUUGGCCGAACCCAUGCGGAUCAGCAUAGAUUCCGCCGGCGACGCUGCUCACGCUGCCGCCAAUGCUCCCACUCGGUACGAGUCUCCAGACAAUGUCCAUCGAAACGAAAAGGGCAAGCAAACCCAGUCGCAGGCGCUUGGUCUGGCAUUUCUGGAUGAUGACCCCACUGCGAGGAGGACGAGCGUGCCUGACUUGUGGCCUCUCAAGACUGGCUCGCCUCACACGGACAGCACCCAGCCUCAACCUUCAAGCCCAGCAAGCGCAUCCGCAUCCGCAUCCACCUCUUCCCUUCACACUCCUGGCGCAACCUCUUCCUCUCAGGAUCAUUCCAUCCAGUGGCGCAACGAAGAUCGAAAUGCCAUUGCAACAUCACGCGAUCACAUACCUCGAGUCCGGUCUCCAUUAGGUCGUGGUACAUCUGACAGCUUGUCUGGCGCGGAGCACGAGCUGACACAGCGCUUGGCAAGAUCAGCGGCCUCAACUGGACCCGACGGCGAUGUGUCACCCCUUCUAGAUGCAGCGAGCGGUGCAGCCACCCCGCUUGCUGCGCAGGCCGCACCCGUCCCGAGGUCAAGGCCCUUCCUGACGGUGUACCGCGCGCACAUGAUGCUCAUGACCCUCAUCUGCAUUCUUGCUGUCGAUUUUCCUCGAGUCUUUGACGUUGGUCGGGACGCAAAGUGCGAAAGUUGGGGCGUAAGCGUAAUGGACCUUGGAGUGGGCUCAUUCGUCUUCAGCCUAGGCCUCAUCAACGCUGCACCGCUGCUGCGUGCACAGACGCGCUACGAACCGGUGCGCGCAUCGCUUUUGAGGGAAGUGAGAAAAGCACUGCCUCUGCUUCUGCUUGGAGGCGCCCGUGUGAUUGCUGUCAAAGGGUCGCAUUACCAGGAACACCUUUCGGAGUACGGCGUGCACUGGAAUUUCUUCAUUACUCUUGCGCUCUUGCCGCCUCUAGCUACAAUAUUGCGGCCGCUUGCACGGCAGCGCAACGCGCGGUGGAGUGUGAUCGGGAUGGGAAUUGGUGUUGCCUACGAGAUUCUCUUGCGCCUGACUAGCCUUCAGAGCUAUGCCCUUGCGCCAGGUCCCCGAACUUCGCUGUUCAGUGCCAACAAAGAGGGAGUCGUUUCACUCGCGGGCUAUCUUGCCUUGUACCUCAUAGGUCUAGAUGUAGGGCACUACGUCCUACCUCUGGAUCCCUACUACGCCUACCGAAGAGCGAGCGCUUCGCGCAACAAGCCAAAAUACGAAAAGCUUUGCGAGGUUCUUGCGAGUCUGUCGUUGCUCUUUUGGAUGGCGUAUGGGCUGCUAGCUCUGGUUUCGCCCGCAGGACGAGUCGCUAGCCGGAGAUUGGCGAAUCUACCUUACGUCAUCUGGGUGUCCGCAUUUAACGUCUCUUUCUUGCUCGGCUACGUGGCCAUCUUUCUCGCAUUGGUGGAAUGGCCUGCCAGCACUGCAAACCGAGCGGUAGAUGACGCAUCCACUCGACAGCGCCUUCGCGCAAGCAGGAGAAAGGCUCGCGAUAAUUCCUCGGACGAGGACAGCAUGGAGGAGGAAGCUGAAGAUGCGCUGCGCGGCCUCGAGCAUGAGCGUCUCUUUGAAGCGUCGCGAGCCCAGAGCAAAGAUGGCAUCCCGGGUCAACCCCUUGUCAGCGCGCCUACGUCUUAUGAAGACAGCUCCGCCUUAGCUCUGAACGCUGACAAUGCGUCUCGGAGUCUUGCUCGCGCUACAGCGCCUGCGGAGCCUCGAACGCCCGCCUUGCUGGAAGCGAUCAACGCUCAAGGGUUGCACAUUUUCCUAGCUGGCAAUCUCCUGACUGGCUUGGUCAACUUGACCAUGCGCACAUUGUUUGUUCCGGCACCGCUCGCGCUCGUCAUUCUACUCUUGUAUCUGGCCGCUUGCUCCGCACUUGCCCUUGAAGGAUGGCGUCGCGGCUGGAAGAUGCGACUGUGAAAACAGUCUCUUGUGUCAUUUCACACCGCCCAUGUCGCAAAUCUCAUCGCUCUUGGCUCUUUGAGCGUCACGUCAUCGUUGCUGAGCAUGAGAUUUGACAUUAAGAGAAACCUUGUGCGGCAUGUCGACACUUGUGCUUGGCGGGAAGACUUACUCGUCCUCCUAUCUCUUCUUGCCGGUUCUGAGCUCGUAGUUCACCUCGUCCGGAAGUUGCCUCAAUCUGCACAACUCGUCACGCACUGCUGUAGCGGUGUCGCCAACCCGAUCCACCACGAUGAUGCCAGCUGCGAAUCGGCAAGGUUUGUGUCAUUCGCCGACUCACGCAUAUCGACAUCUACCACUUGGAUGAUCCUCACCAUCUUUCCACAUUCGCCUCUUGCUGUCAGCAUCUCCCGCGUUGUCUGUCCAGAAUGCGCCUGCAUGACCAUAAUUUCUGAGACCCUGCGGCACACCUCUGCCAGCUA